AUGAACUCUACAGAUUUGAUUGCUGUAGUGGUACUCGGUGCUCUGUUCUGGUUAUACCGCAACCUUGACUCUAUUAAAGAAUUUAUCAAUGAUCAAUUAUAUGGCGAUGAUCCUUCGCUUGGAGUCAACUCCAAUGGUACUCGUGAUUUAGCAGAAGUUCUUAAGGACAACGAUAAGAACUACUUGGUCCUAUAUGGUUCUCAAACUGGUACAGCAGAGGACUAUGCCAAGAAGUUUGGUAAAGAAUUGACUGCGAGAUUCCAACUUCGUGUCAUGGUUGCUGAUCUAGAAAACUACGAUUUCCAUAGUUUGAAUGAAUUACCUGAUAAUAUGCCUGUAAGUUUCGUGAUUUCUACUUAUGGUGAAGGUGAUUUCCCUGAUGGAUCUGUCAAUUUCGAACAAUAUUUGAACGAAUUAGAUCCCGACAUGUUAGACAAUCUUCGUUUCUCUAUCUUUGGUCUAGGUAAUACCACUUACGAAUUUUUCAACGGUGCUGCACGUAAAGCCUUGGAUAAACUUCAAGAUGCAGGUGCACGUUUAAUUGGUACUCUCGGUGAAGGUGAUGAUGGUGCUGGGACCACAGAUGAGGACUAUUUGACUUGGAAAGAAGAGACCAUUGAAUUAUUACAAAAUGAAUUAGACUUACAUGAGGAUGAAGAUAAACAAUUUGAAUCCUCAUUUGAAUAUACUGCUUUGAUUACAAUUGGUAACAGUACUUCAUUAGGUGAACCUUCUAAACAAUAUCUACCAAAUGCAACUUUACAAUACAAUGCUGAAGGUGAACAAAGUGGUCCAUUUGAUUUGUCACAACCAUAUGUUGCUCCGAUCACUGAAACGAAAGAAUUGUUCCAAUCUAAGGAUAGAAAUUGUAUCCAUACUGAAUUUGAUAUUAGUCGUUCUGAAGUGACUUACCAAACCGGUGAUCAUUUGGCUAUCUGGCCAUCUAACUCCGAUGAAGCUGUUUCCCAAUUCUUACGUGUAUUUGAACUUGAUUCCGAGACUAUCUUUGAUUUGAAGGCUAAGGACUCCACUAUGAAAUUACCAUUCUUAUGUCCAACCACCAUUGGUGCCGUUGUACGUCAUUAUCUAGAGAUUACAGGUCCAAUAUCAAGACAAACAUUGGGUCUUUUGGUUUCAUAUGCUCCAGAAUCGAUUAAAGAACAUAUUGUUACAUUGUCCAAAGAUAAAUCGUUGUUUGCCACUGAAAUUCUAGCUUCCAAGUUUAAUUUAGCAGAUGCUCUAUUAUCAUUGAACCAUGGUGAAACUUGGACCGGUGUUCCUUGGUUACUAUUGAUUGAAAUGUUACCAAAAUUAUCUCCACGUUAUUAUUCCAUCUCUUCUUCAAGUUUAUCUGAACCUAACACUAUCCAUGCCACGUCUAUUGUUGAAAACACACCAAACGAUAUCACUGGUACAAACAUAACAGGUGUCACUACCAAUUUGUUAAGAAACAUUCAAGUUAUUAAGAAUCACGACGAUGCUGCAUCUUUACCUGUCCAUUACGAUCUAGAGGGUCCUCGUGGUCUUUUCGCCAAUGGCCAAUUACCUAUCCAUGUGCGUCAUUCUACAUUCCGUUUGCCAAAGGACAUUAGUGCUCCAGUGAUCAUGAUUGGUCCAGGUACUGGUGUUGCUCCAUUCCGUGGGUUCGUCAGAGAAAGAUGUGCUGAAGUGAAACGUGACGGUGAAGAAUGUUUAGAAAAGAUGGGUAAGAUGGUAUUAUUCUACGGGUCUCGUGAUGAUGAUGACUAUUUGUACCGUAACGAAUGGGUUGAAUAUGCAGCCACAUUAGAUGCCAAGUUUGAAAUCGAUGUUGCAUUGUCCAGAGUACAAGAACAAAAAGUAUAUGUUCAACAUCGUCUAGCUGAACGUCAAGAGGAGGUAAGUAAAUUGUUACAAAAUGGUGCAUAUGUAUAUGUCUGUGGUGAUGCUAAGCGUAUGGCUAAGGAUGUUCAACAUGCCAUUGUCAAUAUCUUAUCAGAGAGUAAAGGUCUUACUGAACCAGAAGCUCAAGAAAUCGUUAAGGCUAUGAAGGUUGCAGGUAAGUACCAGGAAGAUAUAUGGUAA
Molecule: messenger RNA, 2064 nt
Organism: Maudiozyma barnettii
Lineage: Eukaryota; Fungi; Ascomycota; Saccharomycetes; Saccharomycetales; Saccharomycetaceae
Product: NADPH cytochrome P450 oxidoreductase family protein
Exons: 1
Coding region: 1-2064 (687 amino acids)
Cellular component (GO): cytosol
Molecular function (GO): FMN binding; NADPH-hemoprotein reductase activity; flavin adenine dinucleotide binding
Source: RefSeq, a predicted model, not a curated record